Messenger RNA from Rhincodon typus (whale shark), 3584 nucleotides. Its product is annotated as collagen alpha-1(IV) chain-like. The transcript has 32 exons. Lineage: Eukaryota; Metazoa; Chordata; Chondrichthyes; Orectolobiformes; Rhincodontidae. The record is from RefSeq and is a predicted model, not a curated record. Bases 378 to 3584 code for a protein of 1068 amino acids.
GCCAGGCGCACUGGAAUCCCAAAGCCAGCCAAACCAGCAGCGAGACUGGCCUGAAGUGUUGAAGCGAGGACGGGGGGAGAGGGAGAGAGAGACACAGACCCUUUCCUGGGGAGGUGAAGCCUUUACUCAGGCAAGUAGUGCAGCUCUCCCGACCUCAGUCCCCUCACCGACCAAUAAAGGCAGCUUGGUUAUCAAACUCCAGCAACCUUUGUGGGAGGCUCUGGGAGGCGGGCACAGGAUCCAUUUCAACCUCAGACCCACCAGAUUUUGGAUUUGUUGCCGCCGGGAGGGGAGGGAAGGGCAGCUGGAGGUCUCUCUCUCUCGCUCCUGGAGCUGCCAGCUGGCUAAAGCAGCCGUCUUCACAGAUACCCGCCCCGAUGCCAGCUCUCCGCUGUAUUCUGGUCAUCCUGUCUACCGCGACCCUAGCAGAGACGGCCUGUACGUGUAGUGGUAAAUCAAAAUGUCACUGUGAUGGAGUAAAAGGCAAUAAGGGCGAAAGAGGUUUCCCUGGUCCACAGGGUCCACCUGGAAUUCCAGGCUUUCCAGGUAUUGAGGGUCCUCGAGGUCCAGAAGGUCCUAAGGGAAAUCCUGGAUUUUCUGGACCUCCAGGCAUGAAAGGUUUGAGGGGACCUUCAGGUUUACCAGGCCAUCCAGGAAACCCUGCUGUGCCGGGUAUCCCUGGAAAAGAUGGUCCUCAAGGUCCUAAAGGCAUACCAGGAUGCAAUGGCACAAAGGGUGAUCCUGGCUUUCCAGGAAUUCCUGGCUCUGAAGGAUUAAGCGGACUUCACGGACAUCCAGGGCUUCCAGGACAAAAGGGUGAACCAGCUCAAACUGUAUCAUUAUAUCCAGGGGACAAAGGAAGCCGUGGACCACCAGGUCAACCAGGACCUCCAGGCUCUCCAGGAUUCCCAGGUUUUGGAGGACCACCAGGCUUGAACGGUGAUCCAGGAAUCAGGGGAGGCCAAGGUUCAAAAGGGGACAAAGGUGACAGUGGUUUCCUUGGGAAGACAGGAAGGCAAGGAAAGGAUGGAAUACCUGGUCAACCAGGACCACAAGGACCCCGAGGAAUCAAGGGUGACCCAACACCAUUUGCAUCAAAUGGUGACAGAGGUCCACAAGGUGUCCCUGGAAACGCUGGUAUCCCAGGACCUAUGGGCCCUCCUGGGCCACCCGGGUUUGGACCUCCGGGUAGACAAGGGCUCAAAGGAAAUCGUGGCGUACCUGGAUUUCGAGGAAUUGAUGGUGUCCCAGGUGAGAAAGGGGAGCAGAAUAAUGAGUCCGCAGUCCCAGGCCCAACAGGACUUCGUGGUGAAACAGGAGCUACUGGACCAGCGGGUUUUCCAGGGAACCCUGGACCUCCAGGUCGAGAUGGUUCUCCAGGUCCUCCAGGAGAAAAGGGAGAAACUGGACAUUCAGAGAAAGGAUCAACUGGUCCUCCAGGUCUUAAAGGAAACCCAGGGCCUCCUGGAGUAUUGGGUCCUCUAGGAACUCCAGGAAGACCAGGAGCACCUGGAACACCAGGGUUGCCAGGAGUCACUGGUCCUAAGGGUGAUGGACGUUUUGGACUGCCAGGCAAUCAUGGUCCACCAGGUCCUGCAGGAAAUGUUGGACCACCAGGGGAGAAGGGUAAUUCAGGUCCUCCUGGACUGCCUGGAGAAGAAGGGCGUCCUGGUCGCAGUGGUCCUCAAGGUCCACGAGGUGACCUCGGAAGUCCUGGUAUUCAGGGGCCAACAGGUCCACGUGGACAACCAGGUAAAGGGAUACCUGGACCUGAAGGUUCUGAAGGCCCACCUGGUCCACCUGGUCUACAAGGAAUAACAACUAGAGGGCCUACUGGGGAUCCAGGAAUUCCAGGAGUGGGUAUUCCAGGCCUCCCUGGUACUCCUGGAUCUGUUGGAACUCCAGGCUGUUCAGGCCCUCCUGGACCAAGAGGUUCUCUGGGGAAUCCAGGACGACCAGGAGUACCAGGGAGAUCAGGUCCAAAAGGUGAACCUGGUGUUAUGGGAGAGCCAGGGAAUCCAGGGCUAACUGGUGAACGAGGAUGUCAAGGCCUCAAGGGAGACAAAGGUUCUGAAGGUCAAUCAGGACCAAAGGGUAAUGAAGGUGCAAUUGGUCUGAUAGGUCUAAAAGGUGAAAAAGGAAUUAAACCAGUUACACAUACAAUUAUAGUAAAAGGUGUGAUGGGAGACCCUGGGCCACAAGGUUUGCAAGGAAGAACGGGACCAAAAGGUGAGACUGGUUCCUGGGGUGAAGCGGGUCAUAAAGGUAAAGAUGGAGCACCAGGACCUCUAGGUCCAGCAGGUCCACCAGGUGAUCCAGGUUUACCAGGAAAUCCAGGCAAUCCAGGAUGUGAUGGAGUUCUUGGGUCUACGGGUCCAAUGGGCCUGCCAGGUGACAAGGGAGAAAAAGGGUUUGCUGGACCAACAGGGUCUUCAGCUUUACCUGGUUCUGACGGCAUUCCUGGCACAAAGGGAGAGAAAGGAGAACCAAGCAGAUUAGUCUAUGGCAACCCAGGCCCUCCAGGAGAAAAGGGUAAUCAAGGUCCUACGGCCCCAAAAGAACUACCGGGUACUCCUGGGUCUCGAGGUGAACCAGGAACUGAUGGUUGUCCUGGGACACCUGGUGAGAAAGGCGACCAAGGCAAAUCAGGUUUUCCAGGUCCUGCAGGCUCUAAAGGCGGUAAAGGACUUGAUGGGAAACGAGGCUUACCAGGAAGUCAAGGUGUCCCAGGAACUCCAGGAAUGCCAGGUCGCCAUGGUCCACCAGGAUUAACAGGUGCAAAGGGCCGGCAAGGACUUGAUGGUAUUCCAGGUCCUCAUGGACUGAAGGGAGAUCCAGGUUUACCUGGAAGAGGAUAUAAAGGCCAACCAGGCCCAUGUGGGCAAUCAGGUCCUAAAGGAGAUACAGGACCUCCAGGUGAUGAGAGUGAAGGAGGCCCUCCUGGUCCACGAGGUGACAUAGGUCCUCCUGGGCCUCCUGGCCUCCCCGGUGAAUCUGGCCCACCUGGUCCUGCAGGAAUGAGUAUUCAAGGUCCCAAAGGAAACAGAGGACCUCAAGGCACCCCUGGGCCUGCAGGUCCUCGUGGAUUAAAGGGAUUGUUUGGACUGCCAGGGCCAGACUGUCUGAAGGGGAACAAAGGAUCAUCUGGUCUCCCAGGAUUUCAAGGCAACCCAGGUGACAGGGGUGAACCAGGUGCAAAAGGACAACCAGGAAUUCCAGGCACAUCAGCUCAAGGUCCCAAAGGCGAGCGGGGUUCAACCGGUACCCCUGGGUUCCCAGGUUUACAAGGUGACAAAGGAGUCAAAGGCCAGACUGGAGAUGCAGGAUUGCCAGGACUGCCUGGGCAACCAGGUCCAGAAGGGCUGCCAUCUGUUAUAUCAACAAUACCUGUAAAGGGCGAUUCCGGACUCCCGGGUCCACCGGGGCCUGAAGGACGAAGUGGAACUCCUGGAUCUCCUGGACCACCUGGAUGUAUCGGUAGCCAAGGUCCAACUGGUUCACUUGGUCGUAAUGGGCCUCCUGGUGGUAUGGGGCGUCCAGGACAAAAAGGCUCGCCAGGAUUUCCUGGACAACAAGGUAAAUAA